Mya arenaria is the source of this 891-nucleotide messenger RNA. Its product is annotated as M-phase inducer phosphatase 1-like. Gene Ontology annotation, biological process: protein dephosphorylation; positive regulation of G2/MI transition of meiotic cell cycle; G2/M transition of mitotic cell cycle. Gene Ontology annotation, molecular function: protein tyrosine phosphatase activity. Gene Ontology annotation, cellular component: cytoplasm; nucleus. Bases 1 to 891 code for a protein of 296 amino acids. The transcript has 4 exons. The record is from RefSeq and is a predicted model, not a curated record. NCBI's taxonomy places the organism in Eukaryota, Metazoa, Mollusca, Bivalvia, Myida, Myidae.
AUGCCUCCUCAGAUUUUGGAUUUUUGUUCCGUAUCGCCGUUGGCCCGCCGUUAUGCAUCGACAAAGAAGCUUUUCUUUGAUGAAGAAAUAACUACAGACGAAAUAGAAGUGGAGACAAUAUUCUCGAAAAACAUUGAAAUUGUUUCGACAGACGUCAUUGACGUUUCGCACAACCGAAAAAGACGCAGAACCGCUGAAUACACACCCAAGUCAUCCCAAAGUGCUGAUGUCAACAUAACCGAGGACUAUUCUUCUAUGAGUGAUGUCAUCCGGGCUGUAGAGCGGCUGUCGACGAAUUCUGAUCUCGUGGCCGACGGGUCACGUGAUAAUGCGUUGCCGAUAGUGGCUGGCAAACACAAAGAUCUCAAGGCCAUUACACCCCAAACGAUGUCUGCGGUUCUGAACGGCAUAUACAACCACCACAUAGAUCACGUGACUGUCAUAGACGCCAGGUACCCGUACGAGUUCGAGGGAGGCCAUAUUCGGGGAGCCAUUAAUCUCUACACGAAGGACGCCGUCCAGAACUUUCUCAACGAGACUGUGACGUCAUCAGAAAAUAAUCACGUGAUCAUUUUCCACUGCGAGUUCUCAUCAGAACGAGGCCCAAAGAUGUACCGCCAUCUUAGAUCAUUGGACCGUGACUUGAACAAGGAUUCUUACCCACGGCUGAACUUUCCAGAGGUUUACCUCUUGGAAGGCGGAUACAAGGCGUUUUACCAACAAAACCAGAACCAGUGCUUCCCCCAGAGAUAUGUUCCCAUGUUGCAUCAAGAGCACAAAAAUGACUUACGACACUUCCGGGUCAAAUCGAAGUCCUGGGCAGCAGGCGACAAACCGCGUCACAGGUCACGUUUGGGACAAACCGGGGGUACCGUCAGACUGGCAUUCUGA